CAGCAAAUAUAGCAUAAGAGUGGUCUUCUGGCACAGAGGAGAGUGACAUCAAAGACAUCAGAUUUAUUUGACAAAAGGUCCAGUAAAGAAGAAUGGAUUCUACAGAAAAACAGUUAUUUCAGAACCUGAAUGGAUUUUUCUUCUCAAAAAUCAUGUUUACUGCCUCUGAGCUGGGAAUAUUUGAUCUUCUGAUGGAAUCGGGGGAACUCUUGACUUCAGAGGCUAUUGCCAAACGCCUGGGCACCAGCCACAUGGGCAUGGAGAAGCUGCUGGAGGCUUGUGUGGGUUUAAAUCUCCUGAGAAUGGAAAAGAAGGACAAUAAAGGUCUUUAUGGAAACACAAAGCUUGCCAAUCUCUACCUUGCUAAAUCAAGCCCAAAGUCACAGUAUUAUUACAUGCAGUUACAGUCUGAAGUCUUCUAUCCAAGUCUGCAGUACUUGGCUGAUGCUGUAAGGGAAGGAAAAAGUCAAAUCAAGUCAAUAUAUGGACCUUCAGCAAAAAACUAUUUUGAUGCUCUUUAUAGUUCAGAGGAAGGCAUGCAAAAAUACUUCUGGGCCCUGGAGAAUACUUGGAAUAUGAUUGGUAGAGAAGUGAUGUCUGCAUUUGAUCUUUCUAAUUUCCAUCUCAUUUGUGAUCUGGGAGGCUCUACUGGUACCUUAGCCAAAGAAUGCACUUCAUUGUACCCAAAUUCUACUGUGAUCAUUUUUGAUCUACCUGAAGUAGUGGAAAGGUCAAAGAAGCACUCUGUGGCCCCAGCAGGUGGCAAGAUUUUAUUCCAGGAAGGGGAUUUUUUAAAGGAUCCUGUCCCUGAAGCUGACCUGUACAUUGUGGCAAGAGUCCUGCACUUGUGGGAUGAUGAGAAGUCUGUGCAACUGCUAACCAAAUUACACAAGGCCUGCAAACCUGGUGGUGGAGUGCUAGUAAUUGAAUCAAUUCUGAAUGAUGACAGGAGUGGACCUCUUGAAGCCCACGUUACUUCCUUAAAGAUACUGCUCAACACGGAUGGGAAAAUCCGGACCCCAUCAGAACACAGUGAGCUUUUUAGUGCAUCUGGCUUCAAGAAAGUUGAAGUAAAGAAAGGAAGCCUUUAUGGCAUUAUUUUGGGAAGAAAGUAAUGUUGCUCCUGCUUUGUUCUUGUGAUGGAAGUCAGGAUAAUAAAAUUCUGUUCAUUUCCUUCUUCUGGACACUAUUUCAAAACACAAUAUGGCACUGCAUUUCCUCCAAUUUCCUCUUCUUUUUCUUUUGUAGUUACUUGAAUAGAUUGGUUGAAGGGGACCUAUGACCUUUUGUAAUUCCCAUCAUCCCAAGAACACUGACAAUACUUUUUGAGAUUCUUGGUCGUUGGUGUCCAAGAACAAGUGGAGAGUGACAGGUUCCCCAUGUCUCCUCAAGAUACAUUUUGAUUAUUUAUAAUCCUUCCAAUAAGUUCGAAUUCACAACUGGUAGUAGCUGUGUUUAAGUCAUAGAAAAAAGUAAUGACAUGCUAUGAAAUCUCCAUGUUGUAACUUCCCUUCAGGCCAUCUAAAGUCAACUGUAUUUGCCCAGAGGUUCACACACAUAUGAUUAAGCAGACUGGUGCUUGACUUGUUGAACAGAAAAGCAUCCAUACAAGUAGUAAAAGUAGCAGCCAUGGAUACUCAAUAUGCUAAUAGCUUUUUGACCUCACCUUACUAUAAUAUAGUUAAUUUAAGUAACGUUAGCAGGUUUGCUUUCAGAACAUAUGCAUGAGCACCAUUCAUGUUCUGAUGAUACUCUCUUUCAAGUUCUGUUGCAUUUUAAUCCUAGUAUAAGGAAGCUAUUCCUUUAAUUAAAUGACAGAUCAAAGAAAAACUGAGGCCAGAAUCCUGGAUUUGGACAUAUGUUGUAAAGUUCCAUAUAUGCAGAACUAAGGAGAUUAUUGCAUUAGAAAUAAUGUGAUUUAUCCCUGACGGGACACAGUCAUGUUUCAGUUUAUAAAUGGGUAUUAUUGCAUGUAAA
Messenger RNA from Sceloporus undulatus (fence lizard), 1977 nucleotides. RefSeq names its product acetylserotonin O-methyltransferase-like. The record is from RefSeq and is a predicted model, not a curated record. NCBI's taxonomy places the organism in Eukaryota, Metazoa, Chordata, Lepidosauria, Squamata, Phrynosomatidae. The transcript is spliced from 8 exons. Gene Ontology annotation, biological process: melatonin biosynthetic process; methylation. Gene Ontology annotation, molecular function: acetylserotonin O-methyltransferase activity. Bases 93 to 1115 code for a protein of 340 amino acids.